CAAUAGUUCCAUAGGCGAAGCUGUCGCACUCAGAAUCUUCAUACCCAAGUUUUAGCAAUGAUGACUUCCUCAAGUUUCGAUAUCAAAGAGCACGUCAUACCAUGUCAGCAUAUCCGUGGCUAUCGUCAUGCUAGUAAAGAUCAAACAGUUGCGCUGCAGUUGGCCGUCAAGCAGUAUACGCCGAAGCGAGUACUUCCAGAUGACAGACCCGCUGUUACUGUGAUUGGAUUACACGCGAACGGAAUACCAAAGGAAGCAUACGAACCGCUUUGGGAAGAUUUUGCUGCGCAGUUCGAUGGAAACAUCAGAAACAUUUGGAUUGCAGACUGUGCUCAUCAAGGCGCAAGUGGCAUUCUGAAUGAGGGGCAUCUAGGAGAUGAUCCAAACUGGUUUGACCAUUCACGGGAUCUCCUUGGUAUGGUAAAUCAUUUUCGAAACGAGAUACAAGCCCCAGUGAUCGGGGUUGCCCACAGCAUGGGAUGCGCACAACUUGUACAACUUUCCCAGAUCCAUCCCACGCUUUUCCAAAGCCUUGUUUUGAUCGAGCCUGUCAUCCAAGAGACUAUCCCACCCGGUCCGAAUGCGGGAUAUCUGACCAGCUAUCGGCCUGACUUCUGGCAGUCGAAAGAAGAGGCACAUGCCUAUUUCGACAAGAACAAGUUUUACAAAUCCUUAGACCCCCGAUGUUUCGAAAGGUACCUGCAGUAUGGACUCAGAUCAACGCCAACUGCACUAUUCCCCACAGCACCUCCUGGAUCAGUCACUCUUAGCACGACGAAACACCAAGAAGCUUGGUCUUUCAUUCGUUCGAUAUUUCCUCCCCGUUCAUCUGGUGGCGAAGUUGAUAUGCAGGAACAGUUGUUGACUUCCGAUUACGGUGGUGUACACUCAAAAUACGUCUUCCAUCGCCCUGAAGCGGUUCUUGCCUUUCGAGCAUUGUCUACGCUGCAACCAGCGGUGUACUGGAUAUUUGCAGAGCAAAGUUACAUUAAUCCACCAAAGUCGAGGAAUGAGAAGGUACGACGCACCGGUGCAGAGAUACGAGGGCGUGGUGGCGUCACGUCGACUGUGGUCGCAAAGUCUAAUCACAAUCUCCCACUGACGCAGGUCACGGAGACGGCGAGUUUAGUUGCCUCGCAUAUAGUGCAGCAACUGAAGGAGCACAAGGAGCAGCAGGAAAUCUGGGAUAGGAUUGACACACAGAAAUCUGAUCGUGAUCAACAAGUCCUUUCCUCACACUGGAUGAAGGCUGUUCGAAACAAGUCAGAUACUGAACGGCCCAUGAUUGCGAAGAAUAAAUUGUAAUCUCUCGUGGUUGCUCGGAUAUGUAAUU
This is a messenger RNA of Aaosphaeria arxii CBS 175.79, 1333 nucleotides long. RefSeq names its product toxin biosynthesis protein. Bases 58 to 1305 code for a protein of 415 amino acids. The record is from RefSeq and is a predicted model, not a curated record. Lineage: Eukaryota; Fungi; Ascomycota; Dothideomycetes; Pleosporales. The transcript has 4 exons.